Molecule: messenger RNA, 1473 nt
Organism: Nelumbo nucifera (sacred lotus)
Lineage: Eukaryota; Viridiplantae; Streptophyta; Magnoliopsida; Proteales; Nelumbonaceae
Source: RefSeq, a predicted model, not a curated record
UUCAGACAAGAGAAAGCUUCAAACCCUUUUCUUUCUUUGAUGUUUGCUGAUAAAACUUGUUAACCGGAUUUUUAAACUUAGUUGAAUGUCUUCAUUGCAAGGUCCAAAGAAGGGCAAAGAGGGGCAAUUAAUGGAAGUAUUUCCAGAACCAUUAAAGAGAUUAUGGAACGAAUGGGAGCUGAGGGCAUUGGUUCUUCUCAGCCUCGCCAUUCAAAUCUUCCUCAUAUUCUUCGGACCAGAAAAAAUGGUUAGAGGUAUUAAAGCCAUUGAAGUUGGAGCCGCAAGAAGCCCUGUAAGCUCCCAUAUUGGGGAAUACAAGCCAGUCGUGCACUUGGAGCUCCGGGAGUUGGCAGCCUCUAAGGAUGGUGUCAGAGGCAUCACAGGCAGAGUUUCACCAGAAUUUAGUAUGCAAUUCAUAGACCCAAAUGCUCCAUCAUCGAUCCAGUACUCCCUCAAAUCAUUCCGCACUCUCUUGCCAAUGAUGUUGGUUGCUAGUGUGAAUGAUGUCUCCGCAAAGAACCUCCCUGGUUCGGCAAUCACGGUUAAAUCCGAUUCACCUGAGAAGAAAUCUCUGAGAGCACCAUUGAUGGUAUGAACGAGGUCGUAAAAUAUUCUGGUGCAUGCUUUGAAGCCUCCACCUAUGUCAAGUACGUGCAUGSGAGGCAAGCCAAGAGUCAAGGCUGUGUCGAAUACUUGUUUGGCUGCUGCAAUCGCACUACGGUAGGGUUCUGGAUUUCUAGCCCCACUUCCCACAUGGAAUUCUACCCCAAUUACAUCCAAAGAGGACUCUUGGGCGGCUCUGAGAAGUGGGAUAACCUCUUCCUUCAAAGCACCAAACUUUGAUCCCAAUGGGAACUGUGCAUCCUCCUUUGGUGGUUUAAGCCGGAGUAGCAGUUUGGACUUGGGAUGACACCUUCGAAUCUUGUCAAGCUCGCACAGAGAGUCGAAGGUUGGCCUCAGCCUUGCACGGGUUGGCGUAGAUAAUGCGGUCUGGAGAGAGACCAAGUGCGAGGACAGCGUCAAUUUCAGUCGGGCUGGAACAAUCGAAACCUGCUCCGAGAGCUGCGAGUGUAGCAAGCAAGCAAGGAUCUGGGUUGCACUUGACAGCAUAGAAAGGCCGUAUGUUGGGGAAGCAACAGUUCCAUCUUUCCAUGAGGCUCAGUGUUACCCCAAGGUCUAGUAUAUAGAAGGGGUCCUUCACCUGUUGCUGCUCGGAAAUUACAGAUUGAAUGAAAUCGGUUAAGUCACCACCCUUCGAUAGGCUGCUCACUCUCUUGUUCUUCAUCUCAGGAGCUGCCAAGAUAGAUUCCAGAAUGGUGGAGUUGUGUCUCCACCCAUCACUGUCCUAUGCUGUUUUUCAAUGUGUAAAUGAAAAUCAAGAUUAUCAAUGUAAAUAAAUGUUUAUUUAUUUUUAUUGAAGUUAAUGUAAAACUUGAGGCAAGUGGAAUUUUACGUGGAUUCUUCCGUGUUUAA